Molecule: messenger RNA, 2512 nt
Organism: Oryctolagus cuniculus (rabbit)
Lineage: Eukaryota; Metazoa; Chordata; Mammalia; Lagomorpha; Leporidae
Source: RefSeq, a predicted model, not a curated record
AUGGUCCGGCCCGGCCCGGCAGCCGGCACCCACGGGGCGCCCUCCCCGCCUGCCUCCCCGCGCCCCGGCCGCGCCCGGCCCAGUCGCCCCUGCGCUCCGGGCCGCCUCCCGCUCGCUCUCCGAGCCGGGCCGAGCCCGGGCCGACCGCCCGACGCCUUCUACGGGCCCCCGGAGCUCGCCGCCGCUGCCGCCGCCGCCACUGCCUCCCGGAACAACCCCGAGGCGGGCGGCCGACGCCCGGAGGGCGGGCUGGAAGCCGAGGAGCUGCUGCCGGCCCGGGAGAUGGCAGAAGCCCCGCCGCCCCCGCCUCCGCACUUCUCAGAGACUUUCCCGAGUCUGCCGGCGGAGGGCAAGGUGUACAGCUCAGACGAGGAGAAACUGGAAGCCCCUGCAGGAGACCCGGCAGGCAGUGAGCAGGAGGAAGAGGGCUCCGGCGGUGACAGCGAGGACGACGCUUUCCUGGACAGUGCUGCAGGGGGCCCUGGGGCUCUUCUGGGACCUAAGCCGAAGCUGAAGGGGAGCCUGGCGACUGGAGCUGAGGAGGGGGCGCCGGUGGCGGCUGGGGUCACCGCUCCCGGGGGGAAGAGCCGGCGGCGCCGCACGGCGUUCACCAGCGAGCAGCUAUUGGAGUUGGAGAAGGAAUUCCAUUGCAAGAAGUACCUGAGCCUGACGGAGCGCUCCCAGAUCGCCCACGCCCUGAAGCUCAGUGAGGUGCAGGUCAAGAUCUGGUUCCAGAACCGCCGGGCCAAGUGGAAGCGCAUCAAAGCCGGCAACGUGAGCAGCCGCUCCGGGGAGCCCGUGCGCAACCCCAAGAUCGUUGUGCCAAUUCCCGUGCAUGUCAACAGGUUUGCCGUGCGGAGCCAGCACCAACAAAUGGAGCAGGGCGCCCGGCCCUGAGCGGCCCCACAAGGACUUCGGAAGGCAGAGGAUCCGCCCCGAGCCUGUGCAGCCUGAGCCAGGUUCUGUGGGCCUGAGGGGGCUCCUGGGCUGCGAUGCUGGUCUGGGAGCGGGGCCCACUGGGCAAGGCCCCCAGCCCCAGGGGUGCUCCCCCAGAACCUGUUCCAGGGACCUAGAGGACCAGGGGCUGCAGUCAGAGGGACUGAUGUGGACUCCUGGGGAGCAGCUCUGACUGGGAAGAGGAAUCCAGUGUGAAACCUGGCCAAGCGGACCACACUCUUAUUUAUUUUGUGUAAAGUUUGUAUAUACGGAGCGAUGUCUCUGUCUGCAGCCAAGAGAGGGCCUGGGAAAGUUGUUUCUUUGAUCCUCAGCCAAUCUGUUGCAAUGCUACUUUGGGGCAGGCACACUCUUUAGUGAAAUGCAGCUCUCUGUCCCGCCCCCAGACAUUCCUGCACACACACACACACACACACACACACACACACACAUACCCGCCAUGUAAGCUACCUCCACUCCUGUGCCCAUCCACUACCCACCCCUUCAGCUCCUGCUCUGAUCCUGCCACUUCGUCCCCUCUCCCCAUCACACAGGUGGAAUUCUUCAUUUCUGUGCCCUCCUCUCCCGAGGACUUGGCAGGCUUCGGGAUGCAGAUUCGCUGCCUUCGUGUUCCGAAAGGAAACGGAAUCCUUGACCCUGGCCUAGCUGGGGUGCGUCCAGGUCAUCGGGUAGGGUCCCGCCAGUCGGUAUCCCCUGGGGCUCAUUAAUAAGUGGUCUCCUCUGGGAAGGACAUUGAUACUCCAGAUGCAAGGGCCUGGGGGAAAGGGCUCAAUUUCAGCUUUCUGUUGCUACAGCUCAUGCUGUAUCUGAAGCAGGGGAUGCCACCGUCUCUUCUGAGACAGGAGAGGAGCCACUGCAGAGUGCAUGGCACAGAAGCAAACCUGUGACGGAUCUGGAAGGGUGGGGACUGGAGGGAGGCCAUGGAGAUGGAGUUCGAGGCUUUGGGAUUGGGAUUCUGUGAGCAAACACAAGGAGCGGGGUGCACAGCCCAGCGGGGUACACAGAAACCAGCUGAGGUUGGCAUCGGGGUGACCUGCGGUGAUGUGAGUGGACAGCGAGCCAAGGCAGAGAACAGUCAGGGAGAGGAGGAACAGGCAGGCUGCAAGCCAGCCCAGGAAACUCAGGAAGUCACGGUGUGAAGGUCAGGGAGGGGAGGGAUGCACGCCCGAGUCGGACCCGGCCCACUGCCCCCCUGUCCUCAGAGGGCCAAUGCUGGCUGUUCCCAACCCUGGGCCGGCCGGCUCGUCGAUGCUGCUCACUCCAGCAGGUGCUGAACCCCUCACAAGGCUGAGCGGCCUCUCCCUGGGGUGGAGGGGGAGCGAGCACCGGACGGAAAGGCCGCACACGUGGGGCACUCACUGCACUCUCCUGCCUUUACCUAAGCUGACUGCCCCCGGGGAGUCUGGAGGCGACUGUUGCUAACAUUUUCUGAACCCAGGAACCCAGUCCUUCACGUGCCCCUGACCCCUCUAUUCUGCCCUUAUCUAUGUGGAAGGCUCUUAUCCGUCUUGCAGAAGGGGCUGUGGACUGAGAAAUAAAGUCUGGUUUCCUCUCUGGA